AGAAGGCAGUAGAUAUUUCAAUUCUGUAUCAAGAGAUACAAGCUUUUAUUGAAUUAAUUUUCAUUUACCUAACACGAUGUAAAAGUUAUGUUUUUUUCCUUUCAGAUAUGGAGUCGGUUCCAGGCUUUGGAAGUGAAAUUCCAGACGAAGAAAUGUACAUUCCAUUUGACCUCAUACCAGAAAAUAUCACAGGAGAUAGAAUAAUAAUACAAGGUCUUGGGAAUCAUACUGAAAACAUAUCAAGAAGUAACUUGCUAAAGCGGUUGCAGCCAUAUUUGAAUAACAGAUCGAUUGAUGAUGGUGCUCUUAUAGCUCUUUUGAUAGCUUAUGUAUUACUGAUUGUUACUGGUGCAAGUGGUAAUGGUUUAGUUUGUAUCGCCGUGGCAAGAAAACCUACCAUGAGAACAGCUCGCAAUGUAUUUAUUAUAAAUCUUGCAAUAUCCGACCUAAUUUUAUGCCUGUUCACAAUGCCAUUUUCGUUGGUUGAAAUAGUCAUGAAAUAUUGGCCGCUGGGUGUUUUACCUUGCAAAUUAGUUGCUGGAUUACAAGCAACGAGUAUAUUUGUAAGCACGAUCAGCAUAACGGCGAUAGCGUUAGAUCGUUACAAAGUAAUAAUUUAUCCCACUCAAGACACUUGCCGUCCACUGCGCGCAGCCAUGAUACUAUUCAUAAUUUGGUUCGUAGCUAUUCUUUUAGCAUUACCUCUGUUCAUCUUCAGAACUGUUGUACACUUUCAAGUAAACUUACCUUGGUUCAAAUCGGUAGAUUACUGCAUUGAACGUUGGCCAUUAGAGCGCGGAAGAGGAUAUUAUUCUGUUUUCUCAAUGUUUUUUCAAUACUUACUUCCUAUAAUAAUUGUAAGUGUUGCUUAUGCUAGAAUUUGCCGAAAGUUGAAAUAUCGCAUGGUUACUAAGGGUACUAAACUUCAGGAAAAACAAGCUAGAGACAAAAAGCGAGUGAGGAAAACAAAUAUUCUUUUGAUUUCUAUAGCUCUUAUUUUUGGUUUGAGCUGGCUUCCAUUGAACAUUCUAAAUAUUAUAUCUGAUUUCUUUUAUCCUUUCUCUGACACUUCGACUUUCCGUGUGGUAUUUGCAUGUUGCCAUAUGGCUGGUAUGAGUUCAGCUUGCUCAAACCCACUUCUUUAUGGUUGGCUAAAUGAAAAUUUCAAAAAAGAGUUUAAGGAGAUAUUCGCUGCUUGUAUGAGUUCUUCCUCAUCCAUUGGAAGAAAUGGGGCUAAAAAUGAAGGAACCGAAUCAUUCGCCAUGUGCACAAAAAAUCCAACCAAUACUAUUCAAACAGCUCUCCCUACUAAUCACGCUGAUACUACCGUCAUAGAUGGUGUGGGUGUUAGAGCUAUAAAAUGACUAGAUGAUCCCGAGAAAAAACGACUACCACCUUUACCAGAAUGUUCAACUUCUGUUUAAAAUUUUAAAAUCAUAUACUUUUCUUAUACAAUUCAUUUUAAGGAGUUUUUGCUGUGCAACGACAUAAAAUCACACUGUUAGAAAUUUCCAAAAAAAAUGGUUAAAUAAAAAUUUAUUUUGUUAUUUUAUCAUAUUCAAACAGAACAGCCAUACAACUAUACAAAAGAUGCUAUUUAAACUAUUAACUUUGAGAAAAACCGUUACUUAACUGAUUUUUCAAAUACGUUAAACAAACAGAAUUAUAUAGCAAUAAAUAGACUCACCUAGCAUAGCCACUUAGUUCCUUGAAACUGGGCACAAAUUAUAGUCGAGAUAAUCUGUCGCUAAUCUGUGAUUGAAUAUAUGAUCGACGGAACGGGAGUUGGAGCUCCAGCGUUGACAGCACACUAUUUCUGCCAUUCCCAUUCCUUAGACGCGUGAAGAGUUUCUAGUGUCUCACACUCUCCAAUUUGUGACCCUGGAUUAUUAGAAUAAGAUGCUCGCUUUCACAUUCCGCGGUUAUUUUGAUAAAACAUAAUUUGACCGCAACCUAACUUCAAUGCCCAUUACGUAAUGAAAAGAAUAGUUCCAAUGUCCAGUUAAAUUUCUUUUUUUCUUUUUUUUCGGUUUUGAAAUCAUACUAGCUGUGAACUAGUUGUAAACAGUAAAGGUAAAAAAAUUUCUUUACCGUAAAUCUUACGGUUGAUUGGGUGGACAGACUGCUACCGGUUACUUUACUAUAAUUUUAAAAUGAAAAUUCUAACUGUGUAGUUACUAAUGUCUCCCAAAGAAAAUGUAGAUGUUUAGUUUUUUUCUACUGUUUUGUUCUGUCCAAAUUUCAGCGUAUCUUCUUAAGAAUAAUAUUGUCUUUGUACGUAGUUUUGGCUUGAGUUUUACUAACUUUUUUUAAUUGUAACUAAAUUUUUUAAUUACGAACUUUUUUUAAUUGCAACUAAAUGCUAUUUAAAUAUCUUUUCGGAUAUUUUGAUUUUAUCUACUCAUGUUUUAACGAACGGCAUAAAAGAACUAAUCAAUAC
Messenger RNA from Parasteatoda tepidariorum (common house spider), 2440 nucleotides. NCBI's taxonomy places the organism in Eukaryota, Metazoa, Arthropoda, Arachnida, Araneae, Theridiidae. The record is from RefSeq and is a predicted model, not a curated record.